AUUCACAGAGUGGACACAGGGCGGCAUUCUGUACCAACAAACCCAACCACCCAAAAUGGAGUAAGGCUAAAUAAGAAAGACAACCCGCUGAAUGGAAGUCCACGUCUGAAGACACACAUUUGAGCAAUAACUGAAUUUUUCAUUUGCGAGAUCAAGAAUAACCGUUAACUGCAGGAGCAGAAUGGAGCCAUCAGAGCAGUCGGACCCGGACUCAGGCUCUCAGGAGAUCAACCCUGUGUUCCUCCAGCAGCUCAGAGAGCUGGACAUCCCAGAGGAAGCAGCCAAACAGGCGCUUCUGCACACCCGGAACGUGUCUGCAGAGGAGGCGGCCAUGUACUACUUCAACAAGCUGGAGAAUGAGGAAGAGGCUGAUGAUGACCUCAUGUUCAAAAUGGUGUUUGUUGUGAAUAUGGACCUGGCCAUGGGAGUGGGGAAGGUUGCUGCCCAGGUCGCCCAUGCCGCUGUCGGUCUGUACCAGACUCUGCAAGAAAAGAACAGCUGGAGGGAAAUGGCCUGGAAGUGGGAUCACACUGGAGCCAAGAAGGUGGUGGUCCAGGGCACCAAUGUGGCCCAUCUACUGGAGCUGCAGGCUCUGGCCAUGAGCCUCAGUCUGCCCACGUACCUGGUCCAGGACGCGGGACUGACCCAGGUGGAGGCCGGCUCCCGCACCGUCCUGGCCAUCAUGGGUGAAGAGGAGAUGGUGAACAACGUCACUGGGAGUCUGAAGCUGCUCUGAGGGUCUGAUCCUACAAUGAGAAGGGGUGGGGGGGUGGGGGGUGGAAACGCAUGGCUCUGCAGUACCACCGUCCAACCAGCAGAGGGCAGCAUUCCCCAGCAGUACCCAGAGAGAUGGCAUGCAGGAGUGAAACGACCUUUGAAAAAAAAAAACGAACUGAAGAAUGAGGGAAAACAA
Messenger RNA from Sphaeramia orbicularis (orbiculate cardinalfish), 913 nucleotides. RefSeq names its product probable peptidyl-tRNA hydrolase 2. The transcript is spliced from 7 exons. The coding region runs from base 182 to 736 and encodes 184 amino acids. The record is from RefSeq and is a predicted model, not a curated record. Gene Ontology annotation, molecular function: protein binding; peptidyl-tRNA hydrolase activity. Gene Ontology annotation, cellular component: cytosol. NCBI's taxonomy places the organism in Eukaryota, Metazoa, Chordata, Actinopteri, Kurtiformes, Apogonidae.